AUGGAUGCGGCUACAGAGAGGUCUGAGUUUAGGCAAUCUUCCGCAAAUACCAAACCCUCUUUCGUAGAUAUGAUCAAUAUCUUGGUUGUGGACGACGAUGCAACCACUCUAGCUAUAGUUUCAGCAAUGCUUAAAACAUGGAGUUACCAAGUUGUCUCGGUUAGAAACCCUAUCGAUGCUUUGGCUACCCUUCGAGCGAGGAAAGGCAUAUUUGAUCUAGUUGUUACAGAUCUUCAUAUGCCUCAGAUGAAUGGGUUUGAAUUGCAAAAGCAUGUCCAUGAAGAAUUUAAGCUACCUGUUAUUAUGAUGUCCGCAGACGACAAAGAGAGUGUGAUACUAAAGAGUUUAGAGGGUGGAGUUGUGUACUAUAUAGUAAAGCCUGUGAGCAAAGAUGACAUUAAGAAUGUGUGGCAGUAUGCUGUUGCAGCUAAAAAGGGUAAAUCGGUUACCAUAGAGGAAAUAGAAAGUGCUCCAGGAGAAGCACCUGGUGAGGUCGAGGAUGGAAGUUCUGAGACAUCUUCUGAUACCGACGAAGAAAAACAGGAGAAAAAAGCUGUGGCCAAGGUCAAAAAGGAACGUAAGAGGCACAGGGAAGACGAUAAUGAAGAACGUAUGGUUGCCCCAAAGAAGCCAAAAGUGGUGUGGACAAAUUCACUUCACAAUCAGUUUCUGCUGGCCAUCAGACACAUUGGCUUGGACAAGGCUGUGCCAAAGAGGAUUCUCGAGUUCAUGAAUGUGCCAGGCUUAACUAGAGAAAAUGUAGCUAGCCAUUUGCAGAAGUAUCGUAUCUUCUUGAAACGAGUUGCGGAGAAAGCCAGGCUAUCCAAGUGCUUGUCUGAGAGGGUGUUCAGGUCAAGCUUUGCACUUGGCCAUCCAGCACUAGUCUUCAACAAUGUCCAAAGAGACCAAUAUUAUUCACAACUCCUCAACCCACAGCAAAUGGGAACAUCAAUUGCCUCUACAUUUCAACCGUCAGCUGGAAAUGGAAACACCCUAGCUCUCACUGCUGCUGCUUCCAAUAACCUUGGCUCCAUCCAGUUCCCCAAUUACCAUCAAUCUUCAAGCAGCAACAGCAGCAGAUCCUUCCCUCAACUAAUCGGUUCGGGCCAGUCGCGUCUAUUGAGCAAUAAUCAAGCUAACAUUCUGUGCCAGCAACCAAUGCUUGGUAAUGGUAAUGGGGAUCAGCUGCUUUGCCAAGCAAACCGCCGCACGGCAGCUUUUGGGUUGCAACAAUUGAUGAACACUUUUGGCAAUGGAGGUAUGUCUUUUGGCCUAAUGAACAACAAUAUUGGACUUACCAACAAUAAUAUUGGUACGAACAGUUUGAUGCAAGUACACCCACAACAAAGUCAGCCAAGGCAGAAUGGAGUUUUCACUUUCACCAAUAACCCAUUCAGCUACAACUUUGCUACAUCAGGAAACCAGAUCAGUUCAAGUUAUACUCCAUUGUCUUCAAGCUUCGAGAACAUGGGGUCUAAUGUUAACAAUGUGAACCAGCAGGUGCCAAACUCCAGUCACCAGCUGGUUAGUAACUUUGCCGGAUCCCAAAUUAUGAGCAGCAGUGGCAGAGAGCUAGUGGGAUUAAUGGGUAGUCAACCAGCUGGGAUGCUCAAUAAUAUUACUAACAAUAUUAAUAUUGGUGGUGGAUAUCCAAAUGUGAGUCUCACUGGUGCACCAAUUGGGAACAAUGAUGGGAUUUUUAAUUCUGGUUACAUGGCUCAAUUGGGAGCUUCUUCAUCGUCGAUGUCUUCUUCUGCUGGGUUUGAGAUUAGUGCUAGUUCUGCAUACCAAUUUCCACCAAGUUUGCUUAAGAACAAUGGUGAUGAUCAGCAACAAAAUGUUCCAGUGCUGCCACCGCCCGCAGGGAAUGUUAAUGACCAAUGUGGUCUGGCAAAUUUGAAUGUUGGAGGAGGAAAUGUUGAAAUUUCCGUUAGUGGUGUCAUGGAUAAUACUAUUAUUACAGAUGCUCCUCCUACCUUGAUCAACAACAACAAUAUUUCUCAUGAACAAGAAUUGGUCGGUGACAUUGAUGACUUGAUGCUCAGUAAUCUGCUUAUGGAUCAGCAGAACAACUACGAACCUUCUCCUCCUCCUUUUCAGCAACAAGAUGGAGAUCAAGAUCAACUUCCUCCCGACUUUGCUAGUUUCGUAUAUCAAGUUGAAGUGCCGGACCCUUCUGCGGACCAACAGCAGCAGCAGGAGGGUGGUGAUCAACAAGUCGUCAACCCCGAAUUCGAUGGCAACGUCUUUGACUCAGAGGACUACAGCAUACUAUUUGAUCCAGAGCACCCUUUUCAGGAUUGUGACGAUGAUUUCUUAAAUGCCAUAUUGGAUGCUGAUAUGUAA
Prunus armeniaca (apricot) is the source of this 2346-nucleotide messenger RNA. The record is from the annotation of a GenBank genome assembly. NCBI's taxonomy places the organism in Eukaryota, Viridiplantae, Streptophyta, Magnoliopsida, Rosales, Rosaceae.